This is a messenger RNA of Pelobates cultripes (western spadefoot toad), 22638 nucleotides long. The record is from the annotation of a GenBank genome assembly. Lineage: Eukaryota; Metazoa; Chordata; Amphibia; Anura; Pelobatidae.
CUCCGCUUGCCGCAUGACGUCAGACGCAGACCGGUUUCCCGUGUAGCAGUGACGUUGUCCGGCAAAGUUUUUGGGCGGCGCCGGUGACGGAGCACGGAAAGUUUUGGAUUCGGGUCGUGCAGCUUGGGCGGUGGGAGGACCGGGAUCCUUCCACAUGAGUAACAGAAAGGUGUGGGAGGAAGGGAGGGGGGAACGUAAAUCUACUGACCGCAUGCCGGUCUGUGAAUAACAUCAUUAACCCGCACUGCACCGGGUGGGACUGUAUGAAAGGGAAGGGUUAAUUAAAUAUUUUGAUGCAAGUUUGAGCGGUGCGGUGGGUGUUUUGGGUGCCAGCAGGGAUGGAGGUGAUUUGCAGGGAGGAGAUAGGGUGGCUAGAGAAAUGUGGCAAAAUGACCAACCCAUUGAUGGGUUAUGGGGCAAGACCUGUAGGGUGUACGUGUCAGAGGACCCUGUAACUAAAGUAUGAUUUAUUGAGAAUUUAGAGGGAAUUCUAUGUGUGUGUUUUUUUUUUUUUUUAAUUCUUGGUGGCAAUAGUAGAAUUGUAAAAAUAUCAAGCCGGUUAAAUUUAGAUUUUUAGCUGGUUUUGCGGAAGAUUUGAUCUUCACUUUCAAUCCCGGUCAAGUUACGUUGCAGAGAAUAGCGCUCUGAGUGUUGGAGAUAUGUUUUUUUUUUUCGCAAUGUGUCGUUAUGGAAUUCUGGAUUUGGAUAUUCUGGAACAUUGGAUGUGAUGAUAGUAUUCCAAAAGAUUCCACUCAUGGAUUGUUUGGUUUAUCUGGAAUUGGGUUUUCAUAACUUCUUGGACUUUUUUUGGACCGCGUAGCCAGCCUUUGAAAUAUUGCUUUGUCUUGCAUGCUUUUUGGUUUUCAUCUUAACUUUGACAUGGUUGGAUUGCUUUAUGAUGGUUAUAUUAUUAUUUUUAUUUAUAUAGAGCAAAUUCCGUAGCACCGUACAAUGAGAACCAUAUCACUUCUGACAUGAUAUGAAAACAUAUUAUUCCAUAAACUUUUCUUAUUCUUAAAUCAGGUAUUCGUUUCAAGGUGAUUCAGCUCAUGGUUGGAAAGGUUGACACAUGAUGUAAUAGGUUGAUGAAUUACGGGAAGAUUAUUAUUAUUAUUACUGUCUAUUAUAAAGUGGCAACAUUCUGCAAUGCUGUGCAGUUGCGGGGGAAAGAGAGUACGUUAUACACAAUUACAAAAGGUAAAGAGGGUCCUUCUCUUGAUUUGAGAUCUGGCCACUAAAGCACUUUUUUAUACAAAGUUCUUGACUAGAUAGCCCUUGAGCUUUUGAUCUAGCGACAAAGAUGCACUCUGGUUUGAGGCUUUCAGAACAUUUAAAGAAUUGCAGAUUUUGGAUAUGGUUUUCAAUGUAGUUUUGAGUAUAGAUGGUUGCUUAAUCUACACGAGGUUGAACGGCCUGUCACUAUAAUAGCUAAUCAAUGUGAGAAUGGAUAGAUUUGUAUAGUAAUAGGUUGAAGAAGAAUUUUUGGCUAUUGAGGGUUUUUUUUUUUUUUUGGUGUGUGAUGGAUUUCCAGAAGCAUUGGGAGAACUGUAGGUGACAUUGUUUUCAGAUCUACAAUUAUGUGGAGUUGGCAGAUAGAGAAUUUAAUAAGAGGAUGCCUAGAUCACCUUUUAAAAGACUGAUGUUACCCAGUGUGACAUUAGAUGGAUUGAGUUUGUGGUUUAGUUCUCUAGAAUGUAAGCUCAUUGAGCAGGGCCCUCCACCCCCUCUGUUCCUGUGUGUACAGUUGUCUGGUUACAAUUACAUGUCUGUUAGUCCACCCAUUGUACAGUGCUAUGGAUUCUGAUGGCGCUAUAUAAAUAAUAAUGUAGGGUUGGUUUUUCGUAGGUGGUUCAUCAUGUUAAAACGUACGAUAGGAGUUGUGGUUGUGUGUGCACCCUGGUUUAUGUGGUAUACUGUAGAAUAGGUAAAAACAGGAGAAAUUCAGUGUUUGUAAAAUACUAAUAUACUUCAGUAGGCAGCUUAAUCGCCAAACCUAAGGUGUCUCUCUUGUGAAAGGUAUGAUAAAACACGGGGGUAGGUGUAGUGCCUGAAAUGUCCAUCGGAUAUAUAUGCAGCGACAAGAGGAGAAAUAACUGAAAUGGAUAGUUUAGCAAGUUAAAAUCUCUUAAGGAAAUAGAGGUUGAUAACCUUUUCACUCACACUUUUGAGGAACUUGGAUAAAAUGUACACCAGCAGGUGUGGCGGUGGUUUGCAUGGAGGAGAUAGGAUGGCUGUAGAGCUAUAGCAAUGUAAGUUUCCUUUUAAUGGGUUAUGGCACUAAAACCUGUCGAUUCCACCUUAAAAACAUCGCCCACAUCCGCCCCUUUCUCACGCAAGAUGCUGUCAAGGAGCUUGUUCAUACUCUGGUAAUCUCUUGCAUGGAUUACUAUAAUUCUCUCCUAGUUUGUCUUCCCAGAAGCUGAACUGCCCCGUUGCAGUCCAUAAAGAAUGCUGCUGCGAGGCUGAUCUUUCUCACCCGUCGCUCCUCCCAUACCUCGCUCCUCUGUCAAAAUUUACACUGGCUUCCUGUAUCCUUUAGGUGUCAAUUUGAAAUACUAACCCUUACAUAUAAAGCUCUAGCCCCUCUUACAUUUCUUCACUGAUUUUAUAGAUAUUCCCGUUCCCGGGCUCUCCGCUUUUCUGGUGACCUCCUGUCCGCUGCUCGCACAGUUACUAACUCGCGCUUGGAAGACUUCUCGUGGGCAGCUCCCUUACUUUGGAACAGCUUUCUUGCCCCUAUCACACUCUCCCCUAGUCUUCAAUUAUUUAAAAAGUCCCUCAAAACACAUCUGAUAAGAAAUGCUUAUGGACUCCCAGAGUAACUUAUCUAUACCUAUACAUAUCUGUCUCUUGCUCUACUUAAGAGCCACACUCUCCUCCAGGGAUGCUACUUUUCCAACUUGUUUGGGGGCUGUCACCCUUGCUGCCCUGUUGUGUAUUUGUACCCCAUCUCUUUGUUGUAUAAUAUUUUCCCCAACACUCUUCUAGACUGUAGGUUCAUUUGAGCAGGGCCCUCAUCUACCUAUUUUUCCUGUGUCACUGUGUAAUUGUCUCAUUUAUUGUAAAUGUCCCCCCUCCCCCCCCCUUCUUAAUAUUGUAAAGCACUGUGGAAUUUGUUGGCCCCCUAUAAAUACCAAUAAUAGGGUGUCCAUGUCAGAGGAUCCUCUAAUUAAGAAAUGAACUAUUGUGAAUUUAUAGUGAAUUCUAUGUGUAUUUUUCUUCAUUCUUGGUGAUGGUUAAAGAGGGUAGUAGAGGACAUUUUAUCAUGGGGUGAGUGGCUUUUGUGUCUCCUGCCAUGAUACAAUGGAUAGAGGAAUUAUGGAAUUAUUUUAGUUUUCAUUCAUCAAGUAAGGUUCUUGCCCACCUCUAUCCAAAAGUCCUCUUCCAACCAGUGACUUUUUUUCUUUAGAAUGGUUAUAUCACAGUACUUGCAGUACCACUGAUUGAUAUGUAAUGGUCCUAAAUUCAGAUUCUUCUAAAUGCACUAGUUAGGAGUGCAGUCACCAUUGUUAUGGUGACAUGUUGAGGAGACAGUUUACUUGUUGGGAUUGUAAAAGUGUGAGAACAUAUGAAUUAUAGGAUGGGUUUAUUUGGUGUUAAAUUAUUAGUUUUAGUGAGUAGAUUGUUUCAGUGGUUCAGAGUGGGCCAUACCUUGCUCUGUUUUUAUAGUUUACAGCAGUAAGUGUUUGUCCGGAACUGAACUAUGUUAUUCAGUUUAAAAAUAUGUAAAUGUGUUUGUGCUGGUAAAAUCAGUGUGAAUGGAGCUUUUUCAUGUUUCAGGACAGUUGACUCUCAUUUAAUAUUGUGGGAAUAAAUUUAAUAUAUAUCUGUGGAUGUAUUUUGUGUUUCAACUGGUGCAUAAGCGUAUGUAAGCACUUGACUUGGUGUGUGUUUUAGAUGUGGGAUGCCAUUAAUUCUAUAAAUUAUGGUGAGCACAAAACAAUUAAAAAACAAAAACAAAAUGAAUCACGAGUUUCUGAUAGUUCCUAUUGCCUGUCUUAUCAGCACAUGUGGGUUAGUUUGCUCCCGGUGCUGAAUGGACAGUUAGAAGCUUUGCAACUUCAUCUUCUGUUUUAAACAUGACUAUGAAUCACUUCACUGUACUUCUCAGCUAUAGAAUACAAAUAAUGAAUACAUUAACUGAAUUUACAUCAUGAUGAAUAUGCAUGAUCUGAUUAUUCUCAUGUCUGCGGUGCACAUGAACAUUCAUUUAAUUAAUAUUCUGUCUUAUCAAGAAAUAUCAUCGUCAACUAUGCCGAAAAAGCUAGAGAAUAACCAUUUGUUUAGUGUUGUAUUAAUGCAAGCUUAGCAGAUCUGUUUGUUUUUCCUUUUAAUAUUAAACCUUACAUUUUCUGUUGUGAACAUCGUUUUUAAACACAAUAGUGUGUGUUAACACAUUUGCUGCUUUCAUCUAGCUAAUCCUUCUGGUCCUUGUGUCAAAUGUGGGUACAAAGAUGAUUUGUAUAUAUGAACAUAUUAUAUGCAUUUAAGUGUGUGUGUGUAUUUGUUUUGUUUUUAUUAUUUAUUUGAACACAAAUAGAUAAAAGCAUCAACAUUUAGUUUUACUGUGGUGCAAACUACUGGCAUAAUCAUUAAUAAUGUAAGGAGGGUAUUACUUGAUCAUUCUGCAAUAGGCAGUCUCUCAUCCAAACUCCAGUUUCAGAAAAGCUCUAAGGCUAUCUAAUGUAGAAAAAGUGAUGUUGCGUUUGUAACAUUUACAUUCUACUGUGCCUUUUGCAUACUUUUUGUUUGUUUUUUAAUCGGUGUAAAAGGAAUCCCACUACUAUACUUUUUAUUUUAUUUUUAUUUUUUUUAAUUUUAGAAAAACCUUUUUAAAGUUUAAACCACUUAGAAGAGGGAAACCGUGGAUACGGAGAUAAGAUGAGGAUUUUUUUAAUGUUUUAUCUGAUGCUUCCUUGCAACUUGGGUGAGUUUCUUAAUGAAACCCAUUUGGACUGUUGGAUAGGUAGCAUAUUUUACUAUAUUCUACAAAUUUUAAAUCCAUUGUUUUGCUUUGUUUCUUUCAAAAUUCAACUUUUUUUGUUCCUGUGUGUGUAAUGUUUGAAUAACUUUCUGAUUUUCCCUAAAGCUUUGUUUUUCUUGCCUCUAAACAUCUUCCUUAGCCCAAUCAAACAAAAAAGGUUAGCAUUGUCUUGAGUCUGUAAAAAAGGGACAGUUAGAGAGGGUGGGAAGGGUUGUAAAAACAGUUUUUUUUUUUUUUUUUUUUUUUUUGUUUUUUCUCUUUAAAAACAGCCUUACUAGUGCUGUGGUGACAGCUUUUCUGUAGAGAGGAAGUGAAUCUUGUGUAUACACCCAGCUGUCUUGUCUGACUGUUUUGAUUGUGUGGUACUCAUUAAGCAGUUUGCUUUAUACUUAUUACAUUUGAUAUCUUAAAGGGAUUCUCCAGGCAAACAAUUUUACUUACCUGGUUCCAGCGCCGGUAGCCUUGUGAAGCGGCACCCCCUAUUUCGUCAAAAUGACGAAAUAGGCGGGCGCGAGCAGGGAGCAAUCAGACGCUUCCAUUGUGCGCAUGUGCGGCUUCAUGCCACCCUCUGAAGUCCUGAGCGCACUACUCGCGGCCGCAAGCUGAGCUGACUGACAGCUCAGCUCGCGGUCUUUGCCCGCCCCCUCUCCUCUGCUGACAGGCAGAAGAGAGAAGGUGCACACACAGUGCCUUCUCUCUUCUGUACACGUCAGAUGUAUUUUAAUACGUCUGACGUGUACAGGGCCUUUUUAGGGCCCUGUAUGAUAGGAAGUCCCUCUGGUGGCCGUCUGAGUGACGGCCACUGGAGGUAUUCUUAUCAAUCAAUGUAAACACUGUAUUUUCUCUGAAAAUACAGUGUUUACAUUAGAUUGCCUGCAGGGAGCUAUAGAUCUCCCCUGAACAACUACAUUAAGCUGUAGUUUUUCAGGUGACUAUUGUGUCCCUUUAACCUAUGUCAAGUAUCCAUUUUAUUAUUGAAAGGUUCAUGGUGGGCAAAAAAGGUUAGAGGAGUUAAUAACUUUUUAUUAUUAAUUAACUAAUUUCAAUGUAUUACAUAGUGAAUCCUUAACGUAUGGAGAUUUGUUUGACGAGGUACAGAAGAUGAGCUUCAUUUGUCGCCUCGCAAAGUGUUACACAAAGGGCAUUUUCGAUUGCAUUGUUCAUAAUAUUAGUUGUUCGAAGCUCUAUCGCUCUAUUCUCUUCCCGGAUAUUCUCAAGUCUGUGCGGUUUGUUCACGUACACCCGCUCCCUCAGAUAUCCCCACAGGAAGUAAUUACCGUAUUUUUCGCUCCAUAAGACGCACCUAGUUUUUAGAGGAGGAAACCCAGAAAAAUAUUCUGAACAAACUGUCCCAUAGUGUUUAACACCCCCCUCCUCCCCUCCUCCCCUGUCCCAUAGUGUUCCUUACCACCCACUCCCCUCUCCUGUCCCAUAGUGAUCUUUAACCCCCCUCCCCUGUCCCAUAGUGAUCAUUAACCCCCCUCCCCUGUCCCAUAGUGUUCCUUACCACCCACUCCCUUCUCCUGUCCCACAGUGAUCUUUAACCCCCUCCCUGUCCCAUAGUGAUCAUUAAGCCCCUCCCCUGUCCCAUAGUGAUCUUUAACCCCCCCUCCCCUUGUCCCACAGUGUCCCUUAGUUACUUACUUGUAUUGUAGUGUGGGCCGGCAGAACAGCGCGCACCGCGGUACAGGAACUUAAAUUUCAGUUUCCGUUUUCCGGCUGGACUGAAAGUAAGUGUGCACACAUUCCGUCCGGAAACUGAAAUUUAAGUUUUGCUGGCCCACGCUACAAUACAGGUAAGUUAAGCUUCACAUUCGCUCCAUAAGAUGCACAGACAUUUCCCCUCACUUUUGAGGGGGAAAAAAGUGCGUCUUAUGGAGCGAAAAAUACGGUAAUGUGGUAAUUUCUUGAAAUUAUCCUAUCGCCCAACAGUUGUCUCAGGAGGUCCAUUGUGGCCCUGACUACAUGGACAGUAGCCCCAUCCUGUUUAUACCACACAACAGGACGUCAACACUUUUCAAUCAUAUCCCCAUAUCUCAAACCACCACUGUCUGUUUCAAAGAAAUGUGCAAAAAAAGAGUAUAAUGCGCACAUUUUAUUUGAAACAAGUGGAGACAAAGUUUCGUCUCCUAACUGAACUUCUAUCAGAGAGGAUAUGAAACGUUAUCUCCUCUUUCUUGUUUCAAAUAGACUGCCUUUUAGAAAAAACCUCAGGUGUACCUAGAAAUAAUUUUUUUUUUUUUUUUCCAUUUGAUGUUUCAAAGAAAUUAUCCAUGAUGAAUCUCCAAAAACUCAGUUAUAAUAUUAUUAUUUAUAUAGCACCAGCAAAUUCUGUAGCGCUGUAAUAUGUACCUGCAACAAAGAAAAUUGAACUACUAACAAGUAAUUUACCUGUCAAAUGCAACUCUGAAUUUUGGCCUUCCCUGUAUUGGAAAAAGAGAGUUCUGAGUGUUAAAACCCUUUAUUAAAAAAAAAAAAAAAGUGUCUUUGUAUCGCUAGGCAUGAAUAUGUAUGUCGGGGGGGAAAAAAGGUGUGUGUGUGUGUGUGUGUAUAUUCCAUAAUGCUAAAUAAGAACAGUUGUUAUUGUAGAUGUGCUAGACUUCAUCAUCUUUGGUUUUGGGGCAUAGCCAAUGGCAUGCUCUGCAAUAUUUUUAGAUAUGAUUGCCACCAUCGCUGUGGGUUGAAUAUAUUAGAACAAGGACUAAUGUAUUCAUAGUUUUAGCCCACUUGGCCAUUUUUUUUUAUUUUUGAGCUUGUCAUCUGUACAUUUGUACUUUAAUGUCCUCAAAGCAAUUACGAGCCAAAUGAAUAUCUUUAAGAGCUAAGACUUCCUGGUCUUCUGAUGUUUGGCAAGUCUUGGUUAGUGUGUUGCUUGAAUUAUGCUGUUACUAAUAAAAAUUAACUCCUGGAAAUUGUUUUAUUAAGUCAACAGAUGGGGUGCGAUGCUCAGCGCGUCAGAAGAAUCGAAGUUUAUCAAGAGCUCCUACCUCAUCUGACCAUGAAGCAGAGACAUGCAAGCGUACAAGGACAACAAACAUGGUAUGCAUUUACUAGCUUAUUAACACACUGUUUUUAACUGUUUGGGCUAUGUAUGUAGAAUGUUCAUAGUUAGAUCUACUUUUCCAGUAAGUCUUUUUCUCAUUUACUACUGGUUUUAUUUUUUAUUUAUUUAUUUUUAAAGGAUGUGCCAGUAAUUGAUGUAAAGAGAUAAAGAGGCUUAUGGAGUAAUAACCGCUAUACCUAUUAAAUCUUGAAAAUAAAACAUUUUCAUCAGCUUUUGGAAAUGCUUACUAAAAUGGAUACAUUUGUUUUCUUUUUUAGGUUAAAAUUCUCUGAACUACAGCAAUACGGCGUUUAGCUGUAGUGAUAUUUUAUGAACCAAAAUGGAAGGGAGUAUAGCAAGGAAUAUUUAGGCAAAUGUAGGGAAAUACAUAAAUACACAUUUAGGGAAAAGCGUCAGAAAAAUUGUAAAAUAGAACAGAAAAAUAUGGGCAACAUAGAUCUAUUUAAUGCAUACGGAAUUAUUCCAUAAUGAUAUCGGUGUAUAGAAGCCAAACCGUGGGCUCCCGAAAACCUAGGUAAGUGUCAAACCGUUUACCACCCUGUAGUGGUUACGGUGCUUAGUGCCACUUUAACCAUAUAUAAUUGAUAACUUUCUAUGUUUAUAUUUUACAACAUUGUUUUUUUGGUUUUUUUUCUCAUUUAAAUCCAGUUUUGACUUAUAAAUGUACUUUAUAUGAUUCACUUCCAUUUUCCCUUCAUAUUCUGAUUCUUCUGAUUGCAUCUCCAGCACAGAACCCUGAAAUUCAACUCAAUACAAAUGCAAAGGAUACAUUUCGAACAGUUACUUUUAGGUCUCCAGUUUCUAUUACAUGUUGUACCAGAGCAGUAAUGAGUGGCAUUCUACCUACACUUCUUAUAACCUUCUGCAUUUUGGUUGUCUUAGCCUUAUAAGAAACUUCGUAUCUAGAGUGUGAAAGGGUUGCCAACAAUAAGCCAGUGCUCUGUAGACAUUUGGAACCUAAAUUUGGGUCAUUAUGCUAUGACAUUGGUUUUCUACUGGUUGCCCAAGCGCAAUCAUACCUAUUUUGAACUUAAUUUGAGUCUGUUAAAGGUUAACGAGCACUGCUCAACACGAAUUUUAACUACAUUGUAGAGAGCCUUCAUUUUUAAUUUACCCCAUAAUUUUCAGUUAUUCUCAUCCUGACUUUGGAAGUGGGGUUAAAUCAAAUGCAGCAGAAUAUGUUCCUUGUUUACCAUUACUCUUGCAUGUUAUCAAAACCAAAUAUGUUGGUUUGAAGCAAAUUCUCUUUCUCUGCUUCACACUGCACAGAAUGCUGCUUUUUUAAAUCAUUUCACAACUUUUCCUAACAAAGAUGCCCAGAAUACCUUUUAUAGCUUGUACCAUAAGGCGGCUAUGGCAGGUUCAUACAUUGCUGCGCCAGAGUGUUGCAAACAAAUAAUUCUGCUAAUAUUUUUAGUCAGUUUGCAAGCUUUGUAUUCCAUAGCCUUCUCCCCUCCAACCCUACUUGCCGUUGUAUCCCUACUUGCUUUUGUAAUACAUUGUCGGUUGAUGUAAUUCCUUGAUCAGACUGGCAAAACAAUUUAGAUUGGUAGCAGGGAUUGGUGAAGUCUGUGUCAGAUUAAAACAACAUUAAAACGUAAAUAUGAAACAGAUUCUGAAUAUACAUGGAGCUAGUAACAAAGUGGAUUAAUUAUUGAUCAUCAUGUUGAAUGUGCCCUUUCACUAACAUAUAGGUAUGUUCCUGAUACGUCAGUGCCCAUACCGAAAAAGGCAUAAAAAUACAUUGUUCAGGGUUAUUUAAUGGAGAAAGCCUCAUCUAUUCAAUAAGAGAGAGCUAAGUGGUUGCUACCUUCUUAUUAUUCUGCACUGUGCUGUUUUUGUCAUAUACCAAAUAACCUUUUAAAAACUAAAAUGUAAACUAUAACUAUACUACAUAUGUAAUCUCUUUAUAGUCUAAUUAAAACCAGAUCAGGAUCUUUUGCAAUUGAUACUCUGUUUUGUUUUUUAUAUUGCCUUUGAACCUAUUCUUCUCUCUUAACAUUUUUGUCGGGGGAACAAAUAUCCGUUUCCUUAUCAUUUGAAUUGAUUUAUAAUUUUAAUUUUUGUUGAUUUUUUUUAUUUUUUUUAUUUGUGUUUUAUAUGAAAAUUAAUGUACUUGUGCUACAAAUUUUGUUUUUGUUUGAGAGACCUACAAAAAUGCAAUAUGUGUGUGACACUAAUUCUGGCUUUGGAAGGCCUAUGUUACCCAAGUGUAAAAUUUCUCAUGGAAAAUUCACCCUAUAUUUCAAAAUGCCAAUUCACUUUUUAACUGGACCAACAAUAAUGCACAUAUUGCUGAAUGGUUGCUGUAGUUCUUCACUGCUGAAGUAUAUUAAAUUAUAUCAUAGUGUAUCGAGUUGACAUUAAUGGAUAGUUCUGCAGCAAAUGCCUAUAAAAUCUUGUAAUGAAACCGGAUUGCUAAAAAUGUACCAUGCACUCAUUAAAUGCUCUAGUGAAAUUUAUACUUUUAUGUUUUUUUGUUUUAUCUUGUCUCCUCCUUUAAGGCACCUUCACCCAAAGGCACAGAAAAACGAACUUCUAAAAAACAGAAAUGUGAUCAUAAAAAAAUGAAAUAUAAUACACAUGGACAAAUUUGUGAAAGUGGCAGUCAGAUUUUUGCCAAGAGCAACUCUCCAUCUUGUUGUGAUAACAUGGGCUCGGAGAGAGCAGUAAACCAACCAAAGAGCAGGGGAAGAAAAUGUCCAAAGACAAAGGUUCGUGCUACCGAACGCUCUUUUUCCAAUAGCCUUGAUUCCUCAAAUCAAGGUGUAACGAAUGUCACUGGAGAUGGUUCUGUGUUUUCUGAUAUAACACAAUCUGAAGUCACCAGAAGAAAGCGAAAUAUAUCUGUCGAUAGUAAUCCAUUUAUUGACGAGGACAGCAACCAACCGAUGCCAUUGACGCGUUUCUUUGAAAAUGCAGAUCUUAUGCAGGUACAUUUUAUUAAGUUUAUUCAGAAUAUGAUCAUUUUGGUUCUGUGGUUAGCAGCUUAACCCCUUAGUGAGCAGACCGUUUUUCAAUUUUCCUACCGUUGAGGACCAGGGCUGUUUUUACAUUUCUGUGGUGUUUGUGUUUAGCUGUAAUUUUCCUCUUACUCAUUUACUCUACUCACACAUAUUGUAUACAGUAUAUUCACUAUUAAAUGGUCUUUUUAAAGAUACCAUUAUUUUCAUCAUAUCAUAUAAUUUACUAUAAAAAAAAGACAAAAGUAAAAGAAAACACUUUUUUUUUUCUAACUUUUACCCCCAAAAUCUGUUACUCAUCUACAACCACCAAAAAAACACCUGUGCUAAAUCGUUUCUAAAUUUUGUCCUGAGUUUAGAAAUACCCAAUGUUAACAUGUUCUUAGCUUUUUUUUUUUUUCAAGUUGUAGGGCUAUAAGUACAAGUAGGACAUUGCGGUUUCAAAAUAUAUAUUUUAAAAUUUUCAAUAGUGACAUUGUAACACUGUUAUCUGUCAUAAAUCUCUGAAUCACACCUCACAUGUACAUAUUUUUAAAAGUAGACAACCCAGGCUAUUCAUUAUGGGGUAUGUCCAGUCUUUUUUAGUAGCCACUUAGUCACAAACACUUGCAUUUAUAUUUGUUUGUGUGUUAAAAAUGCAGAAAAAAUGUUUGACUAAGUGGCUAGUAAAAAAGACUUAACAUACCCCAUUUGCAAUACCUUGGGUUGUCUUCUUUUGCAAAUGGUAUGCCAUCAUGGGGGUAAUUCUCAUUCCUGGGCUACCAUACGCUCUCAGAGGCAACAUAACCAAUCUGGCAAAUUUCAAUGUUAAAAAAUGGAAAAUCAAGCCUGUCUGGGCUGUCCAGAACGGGAGCAACACCGAUCACAGGCGGGGGAACGACGGCGAUCGGGUCAGUACUAAGGAAUACCGCAGACGUACUAGGUACAUCCACAGUUUUUACGGACAGUUUUUGUCGAACAUACCUAGUACGUCCGCGGUCCUUAAAGGGAAACUCCAGUGCCAGGAAAACAAUCUGUUUUCCUGGCACUGCAGGUUCCCUCUCCCUCCCACCCCCCCAAUCCCCGGUUGCUGAAGGGGUGAAAACCCAUUCAGUAACUCACCUGAGGCAGUGACAAAGUCCCACGUCGCUGCUUCAGCAUCCGCGCCGCUCCACCUUCAGACUGCGGCCAGUGGGCGAGACUGAUCCCGCCCACCGGCCGGUUAGACCUAAUGCGCAUGAGUGGCAAUGCCGCGCAUGCGCAUUAGCGCUCCCCAUAGGAAAGCAUUGAAAAUGCAUUUCAGUGCUUUCCUAUGGGGAAAUGAGCGACACUGGAGGUUCUCACACAGCGUGAGGACGUCCAGCGACGCUCUAGCACAGGUUUCUUGUGCUAGGAACCAUGAAGUGCCCUCUAGUGGCUGUCUAGUAGACAGCCACUAGAGGUGGAGUUAACCCUGAAAGGAAAUUAUUGCAGUUUAUAAAAAAACUGCAAUAAUUAUAGUUGCAGGGUUAAGAGUAGUGGGAGUUGGCACCCUGACCACUCCAAUGGGCAGAAGUGGUCUGGGUGCCUGGCGUGUCCCUUUAAGGGGUUAAGGAACAACCAACGUAUUAUAGCAUAGGGAAAAGCUGCAAUUGACAUUUUAUUAAAGGGAUAUGUAUCCUUGUGAGACAACGGUCUCAUUAUAAAGGCAGAAAAAACUGGUUAUAUACAAAUAACCCCACACCACCCACUAAUACUUCUGAUUUACAUUGUUGUGAUAGUUUAAAAGGCAAACACAGUUGUAACAGAUAGCUAAGCUUGAGGACAGUAGGCGUUUCACUGUUUGGCCAUGGGAGUUGCCAUUAAAUUGCAGCUCAAGAUUUAAAAGUCACACUUACCUAUAUAAUUUGCCGAUUUGACAUACAUGUCUAAGCUUGGCUACUGAUAGAAAAAGUAGGUAUUUGUCAUUUGGAUUUGUUUAUAAAAAUCAGAUUACCAACUACCAGCAAGGCAGGACAUGUUGGGGACUGAUUUUAUAAGGGCUCUCCAUUUUGAGGAUAGUUUUUGUCCUGGCGCACAUACCAGAACCUCAUCCGUAACAUUGAAAGCACAAGUAAGAAUAAGCAGGUGAAUAUGAAAGUCAUAUUUAUCUGCUUUUUUUUUUUUUUUUUUUCAUGCAGAAUGAGACAACUGUAUCAUUCAAAGCUAAAGCUUUUGAACAAGACCGUUCUCAAAGUGAUGCAUGUCCCUUUAAACCAGACACUAGGAUCUUUGAAGAUCAUUGUAAUCUUAUAUAAAUACAUGAACAGAGCUAGAUUGCAAUCACCUUAAAUCUAUGUUAACUAGUGUAGUUGAACCAGUCCAUUUUAUAAAAAAGAAAUUGUGCAGAGGAUAUAUUAGUAAAGAUUGUAUGUUUAAAUGUGGGUCAUGGAGUACUUUGCAGUAGUCUUUUGGAGAAGUACACAAUACUCACAAAAAAAAAACCUUUUGACAAUCUGUAGAAUAAAUUGUCAAAUUUCUUUGGUAGUCUGAUUAUGACUGUGCUGUGGAACUGAAAAUUAUCUACACCCUGAAAACAACUGAUCAUGGUGUUUUUUGUUUGUUUUUUCCGAAAUUAGGUAGCAUAAUUCCUCAUGGUUUAACUUAAGUCACUCUUCCUAGUUUACAAUUGGUCAGAUGGAGACAUUCAUUUGGAUUAACCCAGAUAAAGUCUGUGUCUUAAAAAGUGGAAGCUGUUCCACAAAACCUCAGGGGCAUGUUAAAAUAUAUUUUGCUCUCUGAUAAAAUUAUCAAAAUCUAUUGUGAAUGUUAAUCUGUAUUCUCUUGCUUAACGUUUUGUGCAGAGAAGGGGAUUUCUAAUGCUUUGUUCCCUGGCAGUUCAGGGGGCCCCCUUGAAUUCCUGGUAGUCCAGUGAGCUGCUAUAACUGCAGGGCAGCCAGUGGCAUCUAGGCAGUGUUCAUUGUCUAUACGAAGAGCUUGCUUCUAGAGUGUGUCCUAGGAUUUCACUAUGUCACUAUUGACGUUGCAAGACUGUUCAGUUGCACAUGUGCAACCAAGUUAUGCAUGCGCAGUACAAUUUUCCAGGAUCCCUAGGGAUUGGACACUGGUUAGAUCAGUGUCUCACCAGAGGUGGACGUGGGAAACCCAGGCAAGACAACAACAACAAAAAAUCCUAUUUACCUAGUUCUUUUGCCUGCAGAAUGAAACAAAUCUUUCAUCCAAAGAAAUUACAGUUGCCUCAAAGGCAUGCAUGUCCCUUAAGUAUUAUGGUAAAAGACUGAUCUGUAUAGUAAAAUGUAAUUGUUUGUACCAUGGCUACUUUAGGAAAUAAAAGUAAAUGGAUAUGUGGUUAGAAUGUAGAUGGCUUUACACCAAGGUGCACUACCACACGUUACAAAAAAAAUCAAUCUUUUACCCCACACCUUUCCCUCGUCUUAUAUCCUUAUUUUUUUCUUUCUCAAAUGCCGCAGAUGGUUGUAUUGUUAUACGUGUAAGUAACUUUGUCAUUGGUUCUGAUGCAAAAACAUGUCGAGGAAAAUACAUGCUCCAGUAGUAUUGUAUGUUAAUAUUGUAGCUAGAGUGUUUCCCAAAUCCCAUACUUGCCCAAAAAUCAACAGUAUUUCCUGAAAGUUAAGCUGUCUAAAUUUCACAUUUUUCCAGUAGCAACUGCAGUGACUGAAACCUCCGUGGCUGUGAUUUUAACUGUUGCAUUUGUUUACUCUAAAGGACAUACCACCAGUCAUGCCUUCUUGGGCUUUCAUGAGCAGAAGGCAGGUCAGAAAUCUUCAUUUUCGAGCAAAAGAUGACGACGAUGAUGAAGAGGACGACGAAGAUCAGGAAGUCACAGUCCAUAAAGAUAAUGUGUAAGAUGCAGCUACAUUUGAAACAUGAACACAGUAAACAUAAUCUAUUAAGAUUAAAAGAGUUGCAGGAUUUAAGCCUGAACAGCGGUAAUUUAUUGUAUUAACAGAAUUGCUAAAUAAGACACAUACUUAAAGUAAAACAGGCCACAAUUUUAUUAAUUUAUUUUUAAUCACCCCCCCUUGCCAUCUAUGUAUAAUUCAAUAUCUUGACGCUGCCAUUUUGUUCUCCUCUGUUCGUGACAUCUGCAGUUUCCCUUCUGUGAGAUUCUUUAGACUUAUGAAUUGUUGGUAAAUUAGCUUUGCAGCUGAAACAGAACCUUAAAGGGGCACUAUAGUCACCAGAACAACUACAGCUUAUUGAAUUUGUUCUGGUGAGUAGAAUCAUUACAUUCAGGCUUUUUGCUGUAAACACUGUCUUUUCAGAGAAAAUGCAGUGUUUACAUUACAGCCUAGUGAUAACGUCACUGGCCACUCCUCAGAUGGCUGCUAGAGAUCCUUCCUGGGUCAUGGCUGCCUAAAAUGCAUCCAAACAUUGUGUCUCCACCCUCUGCAUGCAGACACUGAACUUUCCUCAUAGAGAUUCAUUAAUUCAAUUCGCUGAUUGGCCAGGGCUGUGUUUGAAUUCUUCUGACUCUGCCCCUGAUCUGCCUACUUGUCAGUCUCAGCCUAUGGGUAAGCAUUGUGAUUGGAUCAGGCCACCACUUCUGAUGAUGUCAGAGGACGUUCACAGGCAGAGGCAGCAGCUUCAGACUUGAAUAAAAGUAAGAUUUUACUAUAUCUAGGAAGGCAAAAGGGGCCAAGGGGGCUAAAUAGGGGUUUGGACACUAUAGGGUCAGGAAUACAUGUUUGUGUUCCUGACCCUAUAGUGCUCCUUUAAUUAAUCUGUCCAUUGCUAAAAGUCACGCUGAACAUAAGGAAAAAGUAGUACCUACUUUUUCUUAUGUAAAAAAAAAAUAUAUGUGUGUGUAUGUAUAUAUGUAUAUGUGUGUGUGUGUGUAUGUAUAUGUGUGUGUGUGUAUGUAUAUGUGUGUGUGUGUGUAUGUAUAUGUGUGUGUGUAUAUAUGUAUGUAUGUGUAUAUAUAUAUAUAUAUAAUGUGUGUAUGUAUAUUUCUCUUGUUUAUUAUGAAAGUCAAUGGAGAAGUGGAUGCAUAUGCAAUAGAUCCACCACAGUUUCCCUUUUUGGUAUGGAAAAUAAAGAAUAUUUAUAUGAAAAUGUUGAAUAGUAAACGGUAUUUUAGGGCAUCUCUCCAUUAAUUUGUAAUUGUUAUUCAUUAAUCAGUGAAAAUGUGUUGGUGGCUCUGUUUUGCACAUUUAUAUUUCCCCAUUGACUUAGAGGGACGAUCUAAGCACCAAAACUACUACAUAUUAAAUGGUUUCCCUGCACAGGUGCAUUGUCCCCUUGGACAAAGUAAAACAUUGCUGUUUGAGUGGCAAUUUUUCUUUUUUUUUUUUUCCUCCUUUGUAGAUUUCACCCAAUCAAUAGAGGCACUUCCUCCUUUUGACCUUUUAGUUUCAAAGUUCUUAACAUUUAGCUUCACACACAUCGUAUAAUGACUAUUUUUCAUAGUUAAGCAUUGAAUUCCAUGCUUUUCUAUAAGGGUCAUCAAGUUGGUUGACUUUGGCAGUUGGUAUGCCUGUGCCUUAUGUCUUCAAUGCUUCUAUUUAAACAUUGGAUUGAACAGAGACCUUCAAUCCUGGUGAUAUUACAGAAAGUGGAGUUGCGAGGAGACUCUCUCGCCGCUGGAUAACCAUUUGAAAAAAACACAAAACAAAGAGGCUCUGUAUCUAAAGCAUGGACCACUGUAACAUUAAAAAUAAUUGUACUUGUAUAUUUACAGUUUAAUUUUAGAGUGUUACUUUCUUGGAGAGUUGGCACUUUGCGGCCAGAGUUGUAACUCUACCUCCAGUAGUAUUAGCCUGCUGGCGUCAAAUGACCAAUCCCCGUUGGUCCCUCCUGUCGGGCUAUUCUUUGGGAUAUCCUUUCCCCUGCAAUAAAUGGGAGUGACAUCACUGGAGGAGGUUCAGAUUGAAAAUGCAUGUCAGCAAAUGGGGUGUCUGUCUGUGUGUAUAUAUGUGUGUAUAUGUAUAUAUAUAUAUAUGUAUGUGUGUAUGUAUGUAUGUAUGUAUGUAUAUAUAUAUAUAUAUAUAUAUAUAUAUAUUUGUAUAUUAACAAUGGAUUUGCCCCCCUUCUUUGGGCUCUGUGCCUUUAACACAGUAGGAAUUCUGGGUUUUUGUGGUCUACAUUUAGAUGUCAGCUGCUGCUACAGUUGUGCUUUAUAUGAAUAUCUCGAGAUUUAUGUUAAAAAUAACUUCCUCACCAGAGGAGGAUCAGGCUGCUAGGAGAACUUUGCCUUGGCAUUGUAACGAAGGUACGUUUUUAGCAUUAUUUUAUUUUUAAUUUUAGUAAGGGGGGCAGACUAGUUAAGUCUAUGUUGUUAAACACUUUGUAUAGGGCAGUGGCUUAAUGACCCCAUUCUUUUUUCAGAAUAUUUGGUAUAUGACCUAUUCAAGCUGGAAUUGACCUGAUUUUCAUUAUAUAUUUAACGCACGUGUAUGUCCUGAGUGUCCUGUGAUAGAAAUUCCCCAUCCCUCACUACUCCAAUACACACACUUGUGCCUCAGAAAGUAUAUUAGCUGUGAUAUUAUAACACACACAUAUAUUGCAGAUAUUUUUGUUUUUUUCCUUUAGGUAAACAAUCAUUGCCUUGCAGACACCUCUGAAGCUGAACGUACACACAUCCUUGCCUUCUCCUUGAGUUUUACAGGAAUUCAUCUUUGUGAAAACCAAAGUGUUGUCCCAGGAAGAUUGAUUGUUUUUAGAACAUUACCUUCUGCCAACUUUUAAUUUAUUUAGAAUGAAUGACAUUUAAAAUUUGGGGUGCACUAUGAUUGGGGGGGGAUGGAGUCAUCAUAGAAAGGGGUUAAUAUGGAUCCAUGCUAUCCUUUCUUUUGGUCUGGGGGACAUAUGCACAAUUGAUGCUCCUCUUUCAAGCCUACAUCAUAGUGUCGUUCUUGUGGAAAGUUAAUAUGGUCGGUGGUGGCUUUAAAUUUGUUCAAAAUCUAGUAUUGUCAAAGUAAAUACAGAGCUUAAAAUUUGGACUUUAACAAUUAUUUGUCACUGCAAGCCUGGAGGAUCUAUUUCACAUUCUCAAGAGGUGAAUUUCUACUCACAAGGGCUAAAUAUUUGCUCAUCAAUUGCUAGUGAUGAGUGGAAAUGUUAAGCCACGGUACACACAUAUAUUGGUGUAAAAGGGGUAAACGCCAUUUCUUUGAUAUAGGUAGCCCUAUUGUUAGACACCCUUGAAUGGGUACAGGGUGGUCCAGUCUCUGUACUGCUGUACAGGUUUUUGUUGACAGACUGUCCGUGUGCCCUGGGAUUGAGUAUAGUUCGCCUUUUUAUGGUUGUUAAACAUGAGUUAAAAUGUGUAAAAUGGCACCACUGUUUUGAUGUUGCUUUAUAUUUGAGAUGGGACUAGUGGUUGUCCAUGUUAAAGCUCUAAAUUAUGAGGAGCACCAAAUUGCAAACCUUAAUGUGCCUGACUUAAAAAUAGGUCCAUUGAUUGUAUGUCAGGCAAAUUCUACAUUGCAGACUGCUUUGUAAUUGUGCGAUGUCUAAUUUAUAUUAAAUUAGUUUUGUAAAAGAUAUGUGCCUUUCUAAACCCUGUCAGCUAUAUUUUGGCCACACUUUAGGGUCAUUUACACUAUAAAAAGUAGAUGUUUGGGGAUGCUAUUUAGAGGAAAUAAUGGCUUUUCUAAAAAAUUAUCUAAACUGGUCUCUAAAGAGAAGCAAUUCUGUACGAGCAUAGAGGGAGAGUGCUAAAGGGCUUUAAUAAUGGGAUUUAAAUAUUUAAUAUUGUAUAUAGAUGUUAUUGCAGACAUUUUUUAUAUCAUUUUCUUUUCUAACAUGUAUACAAAGAUUUAUAUGUAGAGUUCUACCUAAAGAGUUAUUGAAUGAUUAUAAAAACAAAGAAUAAUUGUGUUUUUCCUUUUUAUUCUGGCUUGAGGACACUUCCUUCCAUUAAACAUAAUGAAAUUAAUUCCUUAAACUGAUCUUCCUCCUACAAAUUUGCUCAGUGGAAUAGCAUAGGAUGUGAUUUUCUUAUGAUUAUUUGAGUCAUGCAAAUUGCUCAGUGAAAGAAUGGUGUUUCAUAUUCCAUAUUUUCAUGCUAUGGAUAAAAGAAGGGGGAAAAACAUUCUUAAAUUCAAUUUAGUAUAGCCAAUGGUUUGAUAUUUUUCCCCUAUUUUUAAAGGAUUCAUCAUAAUUUAAUAAAGAUGUAUGUUAUACACAUACAUAUGUGUGUAUGUAAAAGACCAAGAUCUAAACACACAUUUCUCCAGAAUUUGGUACCUCAUUGCAACACACAAGGUUCACACAUAUAUUUCUUGAUGAGUCGCACACAGGACUUAUGUGAAUCACAGUCUCUUCUUUAUUUACCAAAUAGUUACAGGUCUAAUCAGUCUCUCUCUGUCAUUUAUCAAGAACUUCUGAUCCUCUUACAGAACAUUUCAUAAUAUCCAAAGAUGUUAUAUAGAACUCCAGUAGAGUUGAAUAGUUUCAAUCAGGCAGGGUAAGUUGUUGCUUGUGUAUACCACAAUAUACUGAUCAAUAACUCACUUGAAGAGGAGGUUCAAAUGCUAUGGCUGAUGAAAAAUUCAUUCUUACAGUACAUCUGGAAUGGUAUAUAGUGAAAAACUUUUUUAGGAAUAUGCCAAUUUCCCUCAACUAGCACCACCAUAAAACACCACCAAACACAAUUAGCAGACACACAACUGCCAGUAUGUAAUGAAUUCCCUUCACUGCUAAAUAUCAUUACAGAUAAAGAUUAGGCUUAUAGUUACUUUUACUAUAAAAGAAGAGUUUUAAAAUUUGGUAGCAUUUUUAUUUAUUUUUUAAUUCUUUAACACGAAGCUCAGUAUACAUUUGAACAAUAUUACGCUGUUGUGAAGGAAAACAUUCCUGAUUAUGGGUAUUUAGGUUUUAUAGAGCAGAUUACAGCUAUGUCUAGGGCUUUUUAGAAUCUGAUGGUCAUUAUGGUUGUCUAGAUAUAACACAUGGUUCAAUACAGAUAUUUAAAGAGUUGGCUGGUAAUUGGGAUUAAAUAAGAUGAGUAGACACAGCUCCACUGGUUGGAAAUAGGAAGUGAGCCAUGAGAUUUGAGCUAGGGGGUGGGCAGUGUUUCAACUUAGGAGCUAUCGUAGCUGGGGCAUUCCCGGUAUCGGCCCUUUCAGGGCUCUUGGAUACGGUUGGUACUGUGGGCAUGGUAGGCUAUUGGCGUACACGAACAAUAAAAUAAACUGAAAACCGUAUUGGUUCAACAGUAAGAGUGUGUGUAUAUAUAAAAAGAAAAGGUAGAUAUUAUGAGUCGGGUGACCGCCGUCUUCGUUGCUGGAACAAAAGGGAUGACAUUAGCAGGAUCCCAGAUCGUGAUUGCGGGUGGGUUGAUGUUGUCUAGACCCAGCAUUCCGAGGGUGGCUUCAAUCUCCGAAGCGUCAUACACCCGGUGUUCUGUAUUCUGGUGCUGAAUGAGGAGCAAGCGGGGCAAACCCCAGCAGUACUUGAUGUCCUUAGUAGUCAUGGCGGCUGUCAGAGACUGGAGAGAUUUCCUUCACAGCAAGGUUGCGUGUGAGAAGUCUCUGAAGAAAGUGAGGUCCAUGUCCUCAAAAUGGUAUGGGGAUUUCCCUCUGGUCGCAUUCAAAAACGCCACUUUAUCUUGACCAUUCUGGAAUUUUAUUAGCAGGUCGCUGGUGGUGGAGGUUGUUGCCAUCUGUGGUUUAGGGAGACGGAACGUUCCAUCUAGCAGUAUGCCUUUUGCCAUUUUGGGGGGUAGCAGGGCUGCGAACAGCCUGCGCAGUAAGUGUGGCAAUUCUGCUGCUGUUAUAGUGUCACAGUUCCCUGGUUUUGGUUUUGACUGUAUUUUAUCCUCCAUUGCUGCCAGUUGGAGGCCUAUGCUAGUCUGUGUUGUAAGGUCACAGACCUGUUUCUGCAGCUCCAGGAUUUGGGUUGUUUUGCAUGGUUGUAGUCUUCUCCACAGCCUCCAAGCAUGUAGUAAAGCCCCUGACAUCCUCUCUGACAUGUGCUAUUUCUGCUGACAGAGUUUGACGGAGGUCUGCCAGGAGACUAGUGAGUAUUGCUGUGGUAACUGUAGGUGAAGCUUCCACCUUUGGUGGACUGGGUUUGGGUGGUCCACAGUAACCCUAGUCUCCGAUGGUGUGAAGGGGGUAAUCUUCCAACUCGUCGGAAAAGUCAGCAAGGUCCGCCACUAUAUUAGGUCUGUUCCCGCCUUGCGGCCUCCACAGUAGGUCACCAAUAUCUGUGGAAUAACUGGGCCUAUCCGCCCGCUUUUUUUUUUUUUGCCCCAUCAUAGGGGAGAUUCUUCCCAGUCGUCGGUGGGUUAUUUGUGCCUUUUGGGGUGCUUUAAAUCGGGUCACUAUGUGAUGCACCAACGGAGCUCCACAAACCUGCGGCCGCCUUGGUCGAGAGCUAGGUACGCCCCCCGGAAUUUACAUUUUAAGCAUAUUUAGUUUCUCUGAUGAAAGUGUUUUUUUAUUUUUUUAAAUGCAAAAAAAAUUUUUUCAUCCAUCUGUUUCAGUCACAGCCGGAGAGGUGUGGCUAUGAGUUAAUUCACAAAAUUUAACUCCUAAAUGGCAGAGAAUUGAGUGCUGAAACUGCAGGGACAUGAUCUAUACACAAACUGAUUUAAUUCAACUGAAGUUAUGGCGUUUGGAAUGUUCCUUUUAAUGUUUUUAGAUGAGUUGAAACACAGGGCAUACGAGAUACAUAGAUGCAUGAAUCUUCUUUUGUCCUGCUUGUCAUCAAAACAGUGGCAGCCAACCGGAUGCACUUCAGAUGUGGAAUAAUGGAACUCCACAACUGCUAUAAUGCCAAAGGUUUGCUACCUCUGAUAAUGAAGUUCUUCCAUUAGUGCCUUCUGUGUCAAAGUUUUAACAUUGUUAAAAUUAAAAAGUGAUGCAUAUGGUUUGUAUAGAGUUCUGCUUGACAUGUGAUGAUCACGUCACCUUUUUUCCAACUUAUACUAAAUGUAUAGCUAGGGGCUCUAUUAACAUCGCUGUAUCUCUGAAAUAUAGACAAAAUCUGCUUAAAACAAAGAUUAAUCACUAUGAGAAAUCUAUACACAACUUAGAUAAAUAUGUAUUUUUGUACAAAUUACGUUCUGAUUUUAGUGAUAAAAGCACAUUUUGGUAAUGAUAAAGUGCAGAACAAAUAAAUCACAAAGAUGUUUAAUUAUCAAUCAAGGUCUGAUGGAACUUGACAACUGAAUUGUAAAACGGGAUGAGACAGAAUCUUGCAUACAGUAGACUGGAAUUUAUUCAUUUUUUUUUCUCAAUUCUAGUAAGUUGUCAAAUUACCAAUUUUCACUGCAUAGUGAAGAAUUCCUCAAUAAAUUCCCAGAUACCUAUCCUGUGGGUGCAUCUUUUGUUCUCAAAUUAUGAAUCACUUGUGUUAUACUUAAAUGCAAAAUGUAAAUUACUAGUUUUUGACUAAGCAUUUCUGCUUGCAUUCUUUAAAAAACUGUGUUUGAACAAAAAAUAUAUAAUCUUUCUUUGACUGUAAUGUACAUAGUUUGGUUUGUUUUGGUUUUGUUUUUUUAAUUGCUUUUCUACACACAGUGCUUUAGAUGUGUUGAGUCUGUGUCGUAAAUCCGUCCAAAGCAAAGAUUGUAUGAUUCAGCUGAUGGCGCAGUUACAAUACACCGAGCAUGUGUACGACUUGUUAGCAACAAUGUAUAAAUUGUGUUGUGACAUUUCCACUUUUUUCUUUGCUCAAUAAAAUGUUUAUCUUCAAAA